GGCUGCUUGUUAGGAAGUCAGCGGCUGUUUUGAAGAGAGGAGGUACCGGUAACAGCCAGAUCCGCGCCCCUCUCUCGUGUAGACACCCGGUAGGCUGUCCAGGACCCACUGGGGAGAAUCCCAGAGGUGAUUUCUUUGUUCACGAAGACAUUUUCAGUUUCAGGAAGGACCCUGGCUUCCCCCGUCUCUGCUCCAUCCAGCUACGUAGGCGCCAUGGAAGUGGCAGAGCCCAGCAGUCCUACUGAGGAGGAGGACGAGGAGGAAGAGGAGCAGUCCUCAGAGCCUCGGCCCCGCACACGCUCCAACCCUGAGGGUGCUGAGGAUCGGGCACUGGGGGCCCAGGUCAGCGUGGGCAGCCGCAGUGAGGGUGAAGGUGAAGCAGCCAGUGCGGAUGAUGGCACGCCCAAUGGUCCAGGAACUGGUUCCAAGCCCUGGCAGGUGCCUCCACCAACACCUGAGGUCCAGGUUCGGACACCCAGGGUCAACUGUCCAGAGAAGGUGAUCAUCUGCCUGGACCUGUCAGAGGAAAUGUCAUUACCAAAGCUUGAGUCAUUCAAUGGCUCUAAAACCAAUGCUCUCAACGUCUCCCAGAAGAUGAUCGAGAUGUUCGUGCGGACAAAACAUAAGAUUGACAAGAGCCAUGAGUUUGCUCUGGUAGUGGUGAACGAUGACACGGCCUGGCUCUCUGGCCUGACUUCUGACCCCCGUGAGCUCUGCAGCUGCCUCUAUGAUCUGGAAACGGCCUCUUGUUCUACCUUUAAAAACAGAUUCAGAGAGGGCCAGCAACUUGGCCAGGGUCACGCUGUGCUUGCUGAGGUAUCUGGGUCCUGCUGCCUGUCCCUGCCCCACCUGUGCUGUGCCACUGCCAUCUCCUUAGCAUCACCAACAGAUCUGGAAGGUCUCUUCAGCCUCAUCCAGCAGAAGACAGAGCUGCCUGUUACAGAGAAUGUACAGACAAUUCCACCUCCAUAUGUGGUCCGCACCAUCCUUGUCUACAGCCGUCCACCAUGUCAGCCCCAGUUCUCCUUGACAGAGCCCAUGAAGAAAAUGUUCCAGUGCCCAUAUUUUUUCUUUGAUGUUGUUUACAUCCACAAUGAUGCUGAUGAAAAGGAGGAGGAGAUGAGUUGGAAGGACAUGUUUGCCUUCAUGGGAAGCCUGGAUACCAAGGGUACCAGCUACAAGUAUGAGGUUGCCCUGGCUGGGCCAGCACUGGAGUUGCACAACUGCAUGGCGAAACUGUUGGCUCACCCACUGCAGCGGCCCUGCCAGAGCCAUGCCUCCUAUAGCCUGCUGGAGGAGGAGGAUGAAACCACUGAGGUCGAGGCCACUGUCUGAACCAUUAGAGUUCAUCUUAACCUCUUUGUAUAGUGAAACCCUUGGCCCAGAGUGCUGGUUCUCAGACUGGGCUCUGUGGGACCCCUGGGAGGAAACCCAGGAUUCCAGGAGGUGCCCCAGGAAUUCUAGGCAGCCACCCCUCCACCCCAUGUUUCCCAACCCACACCCACUCCUGGUUUGUGAGUUGUAAUUUUUGUUCUUUCUUGUGUGUUUUUUGUCGUCAAAAUAAACUGAGUAUUGCUAACCCACGUCCACAACAA
Messenger RNA from Otolemur garnettii (small-eared galago), 1595 nucleotides. It is a transcript of the gene BABAM1, whose product is annotated as BRISC and BRCA1 A complex member 1. Gene Ontology annotation, biological process: protein K63-linked deubiquitination; mitotic G2 DNA damage checkpoint signaling; double-strand break repair. Gene Ontology annotation, cellular component: BRISC complex; BRCA1-A complex; nuclear body. The transcript is spliced from 10 exons. The record is from RefSeq and is a predicted model, not a curated record. Lineage: Eukaryota; Metazoa; Chordata; Mammalia; Primates; Galagidae. The coding region runs from base 214 to 1335 and encodes 373 amino acids.